Durotheca rogersii is the source of this 3197-nucleotide messenger RNA. RefSeq lists its product as uncharacterized. The transcript is spliced from 3 exons. The record is from RefSeq and is a predicted model, not a curated record. Lineage: Eukaryota; Fungi; Ascomycota; Sordariomycetes; Xylariales; Xylariaceae. The coding region runs from base 1 to 2559 and encodes 852 amino acids.
AUGGACGCCUUAUGGACGCGCUUCGCUGUCCACUUCGACCCGGUCACCAGAACCGCCGGCGCGGCUCUACUUGGCAGCGUCUUGACCCAAGUCCUGACCCCCUGGCAGCCUGAACUGUGCUCUGAUAUUCUGGGCUUUCUACUGCUCCCCGUCAUCUUCGGAGCUGCUCCGCGUGACGUUGCGAAUAGGUUUCCGAGGGCAUCCCCGCUUCCUCUUGGCAACCCUCAGACUAAUAAUAGUCUGGUGUCUCGGCCCGCACCCCCCCUUUUGUUAUGGGUGGUUGCGUUUGGUGUCGCUGUAUUCUGCAUCUUUAAAAUUGAGAAUGGAACGGUCGACUUUUUGCCAGUAUUGACUCCGCUGCUUCUGCUAACUCAGAAGUAUCUUGGGCCUGAGGACCGCACUUCAGCAAGGUCUGAUACAUCAGUCUUGUCUCUUCUGGCCGCUAGCCUGUGGGGCACAACUCUAGUCGCCGCAUUCACCGUCGUCUCUUUCGCAAGCUGGGACAGUUUAUCCGGGUGGGGAAGUCGGCAAUAUGCCCUAUCCGCGAUUCCUGUUGUGUCUCUGCUAGUCGUCUACUUGGCUCUUAUCCCCAAGUGCGAGAAGGCCUCCCGGUUCCUCCCGAUCUUCGACAUCCAGGACACGGCUCGCUCGUUGACAUGGCGUGUCGUGUCUAUCUUGGGGCUUGCCGUCGGCGGAGAGGUUGGCUUGUUCGGUCUCCCUAGCAUAACUUUAGUGACGCUACCAUUGAGCUUGGUUAAGGCUUUGACUUGGUACUUUACAAUUCAGACAGCUCGGCAAUAUUCGUGGCUCUCGGCUACUGUGAUAGGAACAUUCGGGACUAUGUCCACUCUUGAUCCCUUCAUCCAAUCUUCUGGCACCCAGGCCUUGUCGCACGUAGUAGCUUCCGUUCUUGCACUCGGCCAGCUGAUUUAUGUCCUUCCUAAGCAAGCAAGGACCAAGUCUGCUCUCUGGACGUUUUGUUUCGUCUCUCUCCUUCCGUAUCUUUCCAAUAUCCUCGCUAUCAGAAUCGCGCAGUCUUCAUUUCUCCAUCUGCGGGAGCAUCCUAUCCAGGGUUUAAUUCACGAUGCUCGGGCCGAUUUCGAGGCGUUGCUCCAAAAGCAAUCUACAACCUAUUCGGCAGCUCACGAUGAGUACCGCCGCCGGUAUGGCGUAGAGCCUCCGCCGGGCUUCAAAGCUUGGUACGAGUUCGCAAGAUCGCACGAUUCGCCAAUUAUCGACGAGUUCGACACGAUUUAUCGUGGCAUUUCGCCGUUUUGGAAACUGAGCGGCCAGCAGGUUCUAGAGAUCAUGACUGUCGCGCGAAAUGACCCGAAUAGCGAACUCUGGCUCUGUACGUUUUCUGGUCUUGCGGCUAGGGCCGAUUGUAAUCACCAAUGGCGCACUUUUGACAGACACGUGCCGCUCUUAUUUGACACGCUGUUGGGCGAACUGCGCGGUGUUUUGCCAGAUGUCAAGUUUCUUGUCAAUCACCUUGACGAACCGAGGGUCUUGAUUCCACCGGGAUCAAGGGAGCAACCGGGCCCAGAUAAUGUAUUUAAUAUAACUGAUCUGUCGAGACAACGUGCUUGGGAUAUCCUCACAAAAUUUUGCCCUUCCCAGGAUAAUAGGAGGGACCUUUCGACUAGCCACACGAUAGAAGCGUCCGACGACUUAUUCAUCACCAAUGCUUCCUCGGCCAAAGACCUAUGUCAGCACCCCGAGUACAGUGAUAUGCACGGGUUCCACAUAAGCUCUACGUCAUUUCGGCUAAUUGAAGGCUUGGUGCCAGUGCUAUCAACCGGCUCCCCGUCGACGAUGGGCGACAUUCUUUACCCCAGCCCGGCCUAUAUCGAGUCCGAGUUCCAAUAUGUCGAAGCUAACGACGUCGACUGGGACCAGAAGCGGAACAACCUCUACUGGGCCGGCUCGACGACGGGCGGGUUCGCCGUGGACGGCCAGUGGCGGAAUCACCACCGGCAGAGAUUUGUCGCACUAGCGCAGAAUCUGCAGGGUCGGCAGCACCAGUAUCUGAGCGAGCAGGCCGACGACGGCGUGGUACGAUCGUCGUUCCUGGACGGGCGGCUGUACGACGUGGGGUUCACGCGGAUCUUUCAGUGCGGGCGGCGGCAGUGCCGGGAGCAGCGGGCGUACUUCGGGCGACGACCGUGGGCGGCGGCGGACCAGGCGCUGGGGUCGCGGCUUGCGUUCGACCUGGACGGCAACGGGAUCAGCGGGCGCUACUACAAGCUGCUGGCGUCGCGGUCGGCGCUGCUCAAGCAGACACUGCUGCGCGAGUGGCACGACGAGCGCCUCGCCGCCUGGGUACACUACGUGCCCGUCAGCCAAUCGCUGACCGACCUGCCCGAGCUCGUCCGCUAUCUCGCGUCGACGCCGGCGGGUCGCCAGGCCGCCCGCCAGGUCGCUGACCAGGGCCGCGACUGGUUCGCCCGUGCUUUCCGUCGAGAGGACCUCGCCAUAUACGCUUACCGCCUCCUGCUCGAGCUCGCGAGGCUCCAGGACCCCAGGAGGCUAGCUGGCAGAGUCGAUAUAGAGGAAUAGAUGGCGCGCGCAUGUGGGGAAGGGGCGAGCCUUUUUCUCUUGUGUGCUUUCGACGCAUUCGACCUGUGGGAGGGGGUGGGGGCGUUGCUCUGUUACAUCGCUAAGCCACUUCGUCUUGGUUGUUGGACCGUCAGCAGCAAAGGCGGGAAAAUCCUCGAUUCGCCUAACGUGGCGGUCGAGCUGGUUGGUUCCCCCUUUCGCCGGGGCAUAAUUCGGCGGGAGUAGCCACGCUAACAGUAAUGCAUGGUCACCGUAGGCUGUCAUUACGGUCUGGAGGCGAGCCAGACCUUCGGCUGGGUCUUUCGCUCGUACAUGCGCGAUAACGUGCGCCCGAGUGGGGCCUAACAAGAACUAAGACGCCCAAAUGCAGGAACGUUAUCUUUAUUCCCUCAAUGUGUCCUGAAUUACUUAAUAUCAAUUAAUAGGUAUCUGCUGAUCUCCUCAUAAGGCCUGCGCUAUACAGUAAAAAUCAACUCCUUAGGCAUUCUCCAACUUGGCUUCGGCAUCCCCUACGCUUUGCGGCAAUUUCUAGUCACGGCGAUAUUUCUUCUAUCAGAAGUUUCUGAUACAUGUACGUCAUGGGACGUCGCCUCGCUUAAGCCUCAUGCAUAUUUGCUAAGAGCUUGACUGCAUAUCCG